UGACCAAGCGCGCAGUCUCGGCCCAAAGGCCCCGUGGUGGGGAGGUCCGCGACGCCCGUGCCGUCUUCCAGCUCGCUAGAGCCACCACCUAACGAACGGAUUGCACCAAAAAGGGCCACACCAUGAGAGCCUACCUGCUAUGGGUGGGCCUCCUAUCGGCGGCACUCACCCUCUCUCUUUCUGAGUCCGCCUCGGAGGGUAGCUUCUUUGAGUGCCCUCAGGACUGGAUGCUGAGAGGCCAGCACUGUUACCGUUUCUUCAACAUUCACCACUCCUGGGACAAAGCUGCUGAGCUCUGUCAAAGAUAUGGCUCUCAUCUAGUCGUCGUUCAAACCUACGACCAGAACAACUUCACCCGACAUCUAGCUGACGAGAACGCCGAAGAUGGCGACCGAGAUCGCUACUGGCUGGGUUUCCGAACUCUGGACGACCUCAGCACCAACAGUUUGGAGACAGCGGCCGGCACUCUGCAGAGCCAGUAUAUCGGCUUUUGGGACCGGGGUAACCCGCGUGCCGAACUUGGCGAGUGUGUUCGGGCCAGGUUCACAGACUCAGAACAAAGCUGGGCCCUAACCACCUGCGAACAGCUGCUACCAUUCAUGUGCCGUGCCACCGCCUGCCUCAAGGGACACUUCCACUGCGCUAACGGCAACUGCGUCAAUGGCGCCUUCAAGUGCGACGGCGAAGAUGAUUGUGGUGAUAUGAGUGAUGAGAGCGACUGUCAGGAUACUACGCCCUGUCACGAGUACCAGCGCUCGUCGUCUGGUACCAUCGAGUCUCCUGGAUAUCCGGAAAGGUAUCCGGCCAACCGCGAGUGCAAAUGGACCCUGGAGGCACCUGUUGGACACAGGAUUACACUGCAGUUUUCUGCUUUCGACACGGAAAAGGACUUUGACACCGCCCAGAUCCUAAGCGGAGGUGCCACCGAGGAGUCUGCCGUCAACAUCAUGACCCUGAGCGGCCAGGAGGACCUCGCCUCUAAGCUCUUCACCUCUGCGUCCAAUUUCAUGAUCAUCAAGUUCAGGAGUGACGCCAGCGUGGAGAAGUCUGGCUUCAGGGCGUCGUGGAAGUCGGAGCCUCAGCAGUGCGGCGGUGACCUGGUGGCUCCGGCCUCCCCCCAGCGCCUGACCUCUCCCGGCUACCCGGAGAACUACCCCGGGGGUCUCGAGUGUCUCUAUAUCAUCAGAGCGCCACUCGGACAGAUUAUCACACUGCAGAUCGAAGACCUCGACCUGGAGGCCGGUAACGACUACAUCCGUAUCCGUGACGGACCGAGUCCGGACGACCGUCAGCUGGCGUGGCUGACCGGCGCUGCCCCCGAGAGGCGGUUCAUCUCCUCCACGGGAAACAUCCUCUACCUCUACGUCAGGACCGACCUGGGCAACAGCCGCAGGGGCUUCAGCAUCAAGUACAGAGCAGGCUGUGACGUGACCCUGAAGGCAGACAACGGCAGUCUGUACUCGCCUGUGUACGGUUUGGCCGACUAUCCGACCAACCUACAGUGUGACUACCUGAUCCAGCGUCCUGCCGGGGGUCCGCUCAGUCUGCGCUUCACACAUCUCAACCUGGAUGAGACGGACGCUGUACAGGUAUAUGACGGCCCGGACAGCUCCAGUCUCCGCCUCCACUCCGGUGACGGAUUCACCGGUCCCUCGCCGCCCCAGCUGACACUGACAGCCCAGUCGGGGCAGAUGCUGGUCAGGUUUAACUCGGACCCGCUGAAAACGGCCAAGGGAUUCCAGGCCGUGUUCUCGUCAGACUGCCCGAUGCUGGAGCCCGGUAAGGGAGCCAUCGGUACGAGCCGUGAGACCAUCUUCGGCACCCGGGUGACCUUCACUUGCCCGGCCGGGCAGGAGUUUGCCACCGGCAAGUCCAAGAUCAUGACCGAGUGUUUGCCAGGUGGCAAAUGGACUGUCAGCUAUAUCCCAGACUGCCAGGAGGUGUACUGUGGCCCGGUGCCCCAAAUCGACAACGGCUUCUCCAUCGGCGCCACCAACGUCACUUUCCGCGGAGAGAUCACGUACCAGUGCUAUGCCGGGUUCGCGUUCCCGUCCGGCCAGCCCCUGGAGACCAUCAGCUGCUCGGCCGACGGCAACUGGGGCAAGCUGCCUGUCUGCCUGGCCUCCCAGUGCCCGUCCCUGCCGGACGUGCCGUUCGCGCAGAAGAAACAGCUCAACGGAGGCGGACGGAGCUACGGAACAGUUGUCAGAUACGAGUGCGAGCCCGGAUAUGUUCGCUCCGGUGUCCCGGUGCUCUUCUGUAUGAGCAACGGUACCUGGAGCAGCGAGGUCCCCAGCUGCUCCCGCGUGCGGUGCCCCGCCCUGCCCACCAUUUCCGACGGCUACGUUCUCUCUCCCGCCGCCGAGUACUACUACGGUGACGAGGCCUCGGUGCAGUGCUACCGCGGCUUCCGACUGACUGGCUCGGCAGUCAUCACAUGUGGGCCAGAACAGCAGUUCAUCAAUGUACCAGAGUGCCAGGACAUCAACGAGUGCGCUGCGGCCAAGUGUGACCUGGCCUCUACCAACUGUACCAACACGGCCGGCUCGUACCACUGCGGCUGUCGGCCCGGGUUCGCCCCCAACCUGCAAUGCAGGCCUGUGGCUGAGCUGGGAGUCAGCAGUGGGGCCAUCAGUGACGGGGAUAUAUCGGUCUCCGGGACCGAGGAUGGAUAUGAUAAGAAUGCUGUUCGCCUCAACGCCGAGGGCGGUUGGUGCGGCGCCCGGGAGGGCCCCAAGGUCAACUGGGUCAUGAUUGACCUCCGCGCGCCGACCGUCGUCCACGGUUUCCGCAUCCAGCCCGUAUCUCGACCGGACCGCAGCGUGGCCUACGCCAAGAGCCUGAGGCUGUACUAUACCAACGAGCUGACUGAUGUACUGAAGGAGUAUCAGACCAGUAGCGGGGCACCCGUAGAGUUCCGUACGGCUGGAGCUGGGCUGUCGGUGAUCAGUAUGCCAGCGCCCGUGGAGGCCAGAUAUGUGCGGCUCACCAUACUGGAUUAUGAGGUGGCGCCGUGCAUGCGGAUGGAGCUGAUGGGUUGCUCCCGUUCCGAGUGUACCGACAUUGACGAAUGUGCCACCAACAACGGAGGAUGCCACCAGAAAUGCGUCAACUCUGCCGGGUCGUUCUCCUGCCAAUGCGAGGAAGGAUACGAGCUGUUCACCAAGAACGGAACCGCCGGCUUCUCCGUGGCUCCUUCAGAGACCGGUCUGAGGGACGGCGACACCUACCGCAUCAACAAGACGUGCGUGCCCAAGCAGUGCCCCGGUAUUGAAGAUCCUGUUAAUGGACUGCUGGUCUCCACUCAGGACCAGUACCAUUACCGUGACGUCAUCACAUUCUACUGCAACUUCGGCUACGUACUGCAGGGCGCCAGCUCACUGCAGUGUACCUCCAGUGGAGAGUGGAACGGAACGGUACCCACCUGCGAGUACGCCUCCUGCCCACCUCUGGAGGGUGACGCUGCCGAGGGUCUCUCGGUCACCCUUACAAACCAGGAGGACGAGGAAGAGACCGAACAGCUGACUGUGCCGUUCAGAGAGAACAUUACCAUCGCCUGCUCAGAGACCGGAAAACCGCUGCGUAACACACGCACUGCUGGAUUUAGACAGUGUGUCUAUGAUCCGAAACCAGGCACUCCGGACUACUGGAUCUCCGGCACUCCUCCCGCCUGUCCCCGCAUUGACUGCGGAGUGCCUCCCACCACCCCCGGAGGGUCCUAUGGAAACUACGCCGAUACCAUGUACGAGAGCAGCUUCUUCUUCGGCUGUGAAGACACCUUCAGCCUGGCCGGACAGAGCUCGUCAAACGAUAACGUGGUGCGGUGUCAGGCGGACGGUACGUGGGACUUUGGCGACCUGCGCUGUGAGGGACCCGUCUGUGUGGACCCCGGCCGGCCGGCCGACGGAGCUCAGAUCGCCACCAGCUACGAACAGGGAUCCAAGGUGUCGUUCACGUGUAACAAGCCCGGCUACAUUCCAUUCUCGGGAGAGCCGAUUGAAUGUGUUCGUCAGCCCGAGUGUGCUACCAUCCGGCCCCUGGGAAUCACGGACGGCAGAAUUCCAGCGGCCUCCAUCAACGCCAGCACGCAGCGGGCCAACUACGAGUCGGACAAGGUGCGCCUCAGCUCUGUAACGGGCUGGUGCGGCCAGCUGGACCAGCCCUUCACCUACGUCCAGGUCGACCUCGGCACGCUGCAUAGGGUUAAGGCCAUUCUGCUGAAGGGCGUGGUCACCAAUGACGUGGUAGGACGUCCCACCGAGAUCCGUUUCUUCUACAAGCGAUCCGAGGACGAAGACUACGUGGUGUACUUCCCCAACUUUAACCUGACCGCUCGUGACCCGGGCAAUUACGGAGAACUGGCUAUGAUUACUCUACCAGAAUCGGUGGAAACCCGAUUUGUUAUCCUCGGAAUUAUCUCGUACGACAAGAAUCCGUGUCUCAAGUUCGAGCUGCUGGGCUGUGAAGUGGAGGAGACCCAGCCACUCCUGGGUUUCGACAUGGGUUACUCGAUGUGUGUGGACGCUGAGCCUCCCCAGUUUGUUAACUGUCCCAGCGAACUGCUCCAGGUCACCAAGGGCGAGAACGGCCAGAUUCUGCCCGUCAAUUUCACCGAGCCCAUUGCCACCGACAACUCGGGUAUGAUCGUGAGGACGGACGUGCGCCCGGCCGGAUUCAGCCCUCCCGUCUAUGUGUUCAGGGAUCUGAUGCUGGAAUACUUGGCAUUCGACUUUGACGGCAACGUGGCCAUCUGCCAGAUGAACAUCACCGUCCCCGACGACACCCCGCCGAGGAUCACGUGCCCUCAGAGCUAUGUGGUCGAGCUUGUGGAGGAACAGGAGCUCUAUGAGAUCAACUUUAACCGUUCCCGCAGCCAGGUCACCGUCUCAGACGACACGGAUGACGCGGAUUCCAUUCAGGUGGUGUUCGAGCCCUCAGCAGCCCGAAUCCCGAUCGGAGGUUAUGAAAACGUCACGGUCACGGCUAAGGACGCGUCCGGCAACAGCGCUCAGUGUCACUUCCAGGUCGCCGUUCAGGCCACCCCGUGCGUGGCCUGGGACCUGAAGGCACCGGCCAACGGUGACGUCAACUGUCUGCCCAGCGAGUCGGGUGGUCUGCGCUGCCUGGCCACGUGCAAAGAAGGUUACCGUUUCACCGACGGUGAAGACAUCAAGCGGUUCGGCUGUCAGCCGAAGCAGGCCUGGGAGCCGGCCAGCGUGGUUCCCGACUGUGUUACUGAAGACACCCAGCAGGCCAGCUAUGACGUCAGCGCCAGAAUCAGCUACCGCUCCAACGGCGCCGUGGCGCCCGAGUGUGUCAACAUGUAUAAGGAGGAGCUGAAGCAGUUCCACGCCGACCUCAGCUCGGUUCUAUCAGCGCGCUGCUCUCAGGCCGUCAACCUGAACAUGGACGUCAGGCUUCUGGACGGAGGCGCCAGGAGGAUCGCCGAAAAUAUGGUCGAGCUGGAGCACGUGCUGCGCAUCACCCCAGAGGUGUCACAGCCGCUGCUGUACGAUCUCUGCGGCCUGAACCUGGGACUCAUCUUCGAGCUGGCCGUGCCCUCGACCUCUGUGGUCAUCCAGCCCCUCAUCGAUGUCGAUGCCAUCGGUAACCAGUGCCCCCCGAUGCGCGCUCUGGAUAGCAAUGUGACCCGCGGCUUUACCUGCUCCACCGGAGAGGUUCUCAACUCGGAGUCGAGCAACACCAACGUGCCCAGAUGCCUGCACUGCCCUGCCGGAACAUUCGCCAAAACCGAGGACGAGGAGUGCACAGUGUGCCCCAUGGGCCAGUACCAAGACCAAAGUCGCCAGGGCGCCUGCAAGAGCUGUCCCUCGGGGACCUACACCAGGCACGAGGGAAGCAAGAGCGUCAAGGAUUGCGUUCCCGUGUGCGGCUACGGCACCUACUCGCCCUCUGGUCUGGUGCCCUGCCUGGAGUGUCCCCGGAACAGCUUCACCAUGGCACCUCCUGUUGACGGGUUCAAGGAGUGCUCCUCCUGCCCUCCCGAUACUUUUACUCACGCCCAGGCUGCUAACGAUCAGUCCCUCUGCCGAGCCAAGUGCGCUCCGGGUAGCUACUCUGCCAACGGUCUGGAGCCCUGCUUCCUCUGCCCUGUGAACUUCUUCCAGCCAAUUGAGGGCGCCAACACGUGUUUCGAGUGCCCCACAGGCAACACAACCCGCUCGGAGGGUGCCGUGUCUCCCACUGACUGUGUGCCGGUUACGUGCUCUGAGGAUACCUGCGAGCAUGGGGGACUGUGCCAGAUGCUGGGCCACCGUCCCAAGUGCUUCUGUCCGGCCGGCUUCAGCGGCGCGCGCUGUGAAAUCGAUGUCGACGAGUGCCUCUCGAGCCCGUGCUACAACGGAGGAUCGUGCAUCGACCAACAGCAGGGCUACCGGUGCCAGUGUGCUGCUGGUUACUCGGGAAUUAACUGUCAAAUUGAGGAGUCUGACUGUGUGGAGGAUGCCUGCCCUGCCCGAGCCAUGUGUAUGGAUCUGCCCGGAGUCGGUCAGUUCGAGUGUCUGUGCCGCGAGGGGUACACUGGUCCCAGCUGUAACGUCACCGUCGACCCAUGCACGGAGACAGGCAACCCGUGUGAGCACGGUGCUCGCUGUGUUCCGCUACAGCAGGGCCGUUACCGCUGCGAAUGCGGCCCUGGCUGGUCGGGUGCCCGCUGUGAGGUCAACACCGAUGACUGCUCUGAACAGCCCUGCCUGCUGGGAGCGGAGUGUACCGACCUGGUGAACGACUUCCAGUGCGCCUGUCCCACCGGGUUCGCUGGAAAGCGCUGUGAGCGGAAGAUUGACCUGUGCGCCGGCAGUCCAUGUGAAAAUGGUCUGUGCGUGGACCGAUUCUUCUCACAUCAGUGCGUCUGUGACCCGGGAUGGACCGGCGCCUCUUGCGACAUCAACGUGGACGACUGUCGCUCGGAGCCCUGUGCCUCGGGCAGCACGUGUAUGGAUGAGGUGGACGGGUUCAGCUGCAACUGCGCGCCUGGCUUCACCGGUAAACGGUGUCAGCACACCAUCGACGACUGCGCCAGCGAACCGUGUCAGAACGGCGGCACCUGCAAGGAUGAACAGGAUGGAUUUACCUGCUCCUGCCGUCCUGGCUUCGUCGGUUUGCAGUGCGAGGCCGAAAUCGACGAGUGUACAUCGAGUCCGUGCAGUCCUCAGGGAACGGAGCGAUGUGUCGACUUGGACAAUACGUUCGAGUGCGAGUGUCGCGUCGGGUACUCGGGCAGGCUGUGUGAGACUAACAAGGACGAAUGCGCCUCGAACCCGUGUCUGAACGAAGCCGUCUGUACGGACGGCCUGGACGAUUUCACCUGCUCCUGCCGUCCCGGUUGGACCGGUAAACGUUGCGAGACGGACAUUGGCAGCUGUGAGAGCGCCCCGUGCCUCAAUGAGGCCAACUGCAUUGAUCUAUUCCAGGGCUUCUUCUGCGCGUGCCCCUCCGGCACGGAUGGCUCUCGAUGUGAGGUCACUCCGGAGCGGUGUGUCGGAUCCCCGUGUAUGAACGGAGGGUUCUGCAGGGAUUACGGCUCGGGCCUGAACUGCAGCUGCCCCGAUGAUUAUCUGGGAGUCGGCUGCCAACAUGAGCUGGAUGCCUGCGAGGCAGGGCUCUGCCAGAACGGCGCCACUUGUGUGGAUAACGGUCUCGGCUACCAGUGCACGUGCGCACCUGGUUACACGGGGAUGAACUGUGAGACUGCCAUACCGCGCUGCACUGCGGGCAGCUGCCCGACGGGAGCUACCUGUGUCGAUCUGGUGGACGGACACUACUGCCGCUGUCCGUUCAAUCUGACCGGAGAGGACUGCAGAAAGAGCAUCACGGUCGACUACGAUCUGUACUUCAACGACGACUCCAAGUCUGCGUCUGCGUCUCUGUACGCGCCGUUCGACAUGCAGAAUGCCUCCCGCAUGUCCAUUGGCCUGUGGGUGCAGUUUAGCGCCCGAUUGGACAUUGGAACGUUCUUCACGCUCUACGACGUCAGCUCCCUGCACGUGCCCUCCGACCGUCGCGUGAUUGUCCAGAUGCGCAGUCACGGCGUGCUUCUAGACCUCUUCGAGGACGAGGAUGCCGUCUUCCUGGACUUCAACCCGCAGAUCCCUGUGAAUGACCGUCAAUGGCACCAUAUUGUGCUCUCGUGGGAGUCAUCGGGUGCUGUUCAACUAGUCUCUGAUCUGGUGGUCAUUGGAAAACGUAACGACUACGGAGUCAACAAGACGCUGCCGGCGUUUGGUUACGUCACUCUGGGCGCUCCUCUGGCCGAAGAUGGCACUCAGAUGGCCAAGUCUGGCUUCAAGGGAAAACUGGCCCGAGUGAACAUGUGGUCCCGCAUGCUGGAUAUCAGGACAGAAAUUCCCAAACAGGUGGAGUCAUGCCGCAAGGCUCCGGUACUGUACGACGGUCUCCUUCUCCGCUGGAGCGGCUACCACCAGCUCAUGGGAACAGUGGAGCGCGAGGGCCCCUCCAGCUGUGGACAGCUGAUCUGUGCUCCAGGCUACACAGGAGACUGCACCACACGGGCCAGGGAUAAGACGCCGCCGAGGGUUGAUUUCUGCCCUGGUGACCUUUGGAUCCAAGCCUCCAACGGCUCGACCAUUGUGCGCUGGGACGAGCCGAGGUUCAGUGAUGACGACAAGCUGAUGUCAGUUAUUGAGAUCAAUGACCACGCUCCGGGCCAGCUGUUCCCCUGGGGAUCCCACGACAUCGUCUAUAUCGCCAAAGAUGACGCCGAGAAUAGCGCCCUUUGCAGCUUCCGCGUGCACGUGCUCAAGGAGAUAUGCCCGACACCGGAAGAUCCGAAGGGUGGAUACCAGGAGUGCUCCACGUGGGGACCUAACGGACGCUUCCGCUACUGUCAGAUCAGAUGCGACCCAGGACUGCAGUUCAGCCAGCCUAUUCCCGACUUCUAUGUGUGCGGCCCUGAGGGCUUCUGGCGACCCAAUGACCAGCCCAACACGCCUCUCAUCUACCCCAGCUGUGCACCUGCCGAGCAGGCACAGCGUGUGGUCAAAAUCAAGAUGAACUUCCCCUCGUCUGUGUUCUGCAACAACGCCGGAAAGAACGUUCUGGACAAACGCAUCCGGGAGGCCCUGCAGAAACUCAACAAGAACUGGAACUUCUGCAUCAACACCGUAGAAGUGUCUGGGUCGUUCAUCGUCAGCAUGGAGCAGAGAGAUAUGGUCAAGAAGGAUUGUGAUCCUGAAGACAGCGAGGAUGAAUGCCAGGAGAAGCUAAGAAUUCUUGUCCAUCUGUGGGUGGUGCGAACGCGCGUCUCCGGAUCCCUCUACCUGGAGCGGGCCUCUUCGUCUCCGCACUCUCUCCUCGCGUCCAGCGGCGGCGUCGACUGCGCGUGCGAACAGGCCCAGCCCCGGGGUCAGGUCGGCAGACGAUAUCUGCCGCCAGUCGACAGUCGACCGCCGUCGAGGGAUCAGCGGUGCCGGUGCGCGCGCGGCGACUCGGCCAUCACACACGUCACCAUGGGAAGGAGGACUUGUGUGUCGCUUUGUGCUGUUCUGGCUGUGGUGUGUGUAGUGUUGGUGCCAUCGCGGGCGGCACCACCGGCCGUAGAAGCGAUUCAGCUCUCAGGUGACGAGUGUGAUGGUCUGAACGUGAACGUCAACUGCGGCCAGCGCGCCCGCUCCAAGCGGCAAACGGAGAACGACGGCCUCUACGAGGUGGAAAUCAGCUUCCCGGCUCAGAACGGACCGGUCACAAACGCCGACACCAACCAGGCAGCUGAUGUUCAGGCGCUCAUAGAGAGGAUCAUUCUGGAAAAUGGCGAAUUUGACGUUCAGUCUCAGCUGCCUAACGUGGUCCCUGACCCGGCCUCUCUGGAACUGGGCUCAGAGUACUACUGUGAACCCGGAAAGGUAGUCUUCGGUGACCAGUGUGUAUCCUGCGCGGCGGGUACGUUCUACGAGCGCUCCACGGGCACCUGUGUGAAGUGUGCACUGGGUACCUAUCAGGAUCAGCUGGGGCAGUCGUCGUGUAUCCCCUGCCCGGCCAUCGCCGGCCGACCGGGGGUUACAGCCAUCCGCGGCGCGCAGAGCGUCGGCGAGUGCAAAGAGCGCUGCUCCGCCGGCCGCUACUACGACAACGAACUGCUGCGCUGUCACGCCUGCGGCUUCGGCAACUACCAGCCUGAGGAGGGACAGUUCUCGUGCUCCCCGUGCGGGCCCGGCCUGACCACGCGCACCUCGGAGAGUGUCACCGGAGAGGAGUGUAAGCCCGAGUGUGACGACGGUGAGCAGCUCUCUCUGGACAACUCGUGCCAGCCGUGUGCACGUGGCACGUACCGCACACGUGGCGAGCAGCCAGCCUGUGUGGCCUGUCCCGAGGGAACCACCACACUGGACCUGGGCUCGAGCACGGUGGAACAGUGUUCACUGCCCAUCUGCCGCGAGGGCACCUUCCUGAACACGACGGACGGCAACCGAUGUAUGGAGUGUCCUCUGGGCACGUACCAGCCCAAGUCGCAGCAGACGGCGUGCAUUGAGUGCCGGCCCGAUACCACCACAGAGCAGGUUGGUGCCACCAGCGCUGAACAGUGCGUAAACCCGUGCGACGGAGCCGGAGACCAGAAAAAGUGUGACGCCAACGCCAUCUGUCUCAUCAACACCGAAACAAACGCCUUCAAGUGCGAGUGCAAACUGGGCUUCGAGGGCAAUGGCUUCAACUGUACUGAUCGCUGUGAAGGCUUCUGUGACAAUUCUGGAGUCUGCGCGAAGGACGAGCGAACGGGAAUGCCCAAGUGUAGCUGCGUUGGCUCCUUCACUGGUGAGCGGUGUGUCGAGAAGUCCAAGUUCGCCUACAUCACCGCUGGAGUUGCCGGUGUCGUGGUUCUCGCCAUCGUCUGCGUGCUAUUCGUCUGGAUGAUCUGCGUCCGAGCCAACAAGAAGAAGCAGCAGGAACCAGUACAGAAGGCCAUGACGAUCCCGCCGGAUGCUGCGUCGCAGGUGAACUUCUACUACGGCGCGCCUACUCCGUACGCUGAGAGCAUCGCUCCUUCCCACCAUUCAACCUACGCACACUACUACGACGAGGAGGAUGACGCCUGGGAGAUGCCCAACUUCUACAACGAGACCUACAUGAGGGACGGGCUCCACCCGGGUAAAGCCAACAGCCUGGCGAGGUCGAACGCCAGUAUCUACGGAGCGGCGCGUCAGGACGAGCUGUACGAUCGGCUGCGCAAACACGCCUACACCGGCAAAAAGGACAAGAACGACACGACAGACGAUAGCGACGACCAGGCCCGCUAGUGGUUCCGUGCCAGGGGAGAAGGCAGCCCGUCCAACCAGCCUGCGAGUCUGGGAGGCCGAGCGGCCCCCCGGACUCCGGAGCGGGGCAUUUACCGGACGUUGCAGCCGAGCCCUGGGGUUACGGGCGGCUGGUAGCGUCGGCUCAACACGCGACUGCCGCGAGAGAGCCCACUUUUCUGGGCGGGUGGGCGAUGCCGGCGUCACGAGGAUCGUAACGUGUCGUAACGGUCGUAACGUUACGAGGAGGUCGUAACGUGACGUGGAGACGAUCGUAAUGUGUCGUAACGAUCGUAACGCACCGUCGUAACGAUCGCAACGUGUCGCAAGGAUCGUAACGUAACGUCGUAACGAUCGUAACGUUACGAGACGCUCGCCAAGAGACCCGGUGCGGUCGGUCGCAGAGGCCAGCCGCCGGAUCCGUCCAGUGCUCAGUUUUCAUGUACCAUUUUACCUAAGUUAUUGUAUGCACGAGUGGGAAGUACCGUGUGUUGGGAUAUCAUUGGAGGGGAGGGAUGGGAUGAUGGGAGGGGUGGGGUCGCUUGGGUGUCGAACUGCAAAAGGACUGCUUUUGUGGUGUGUUUUAUAAGUGAGGCGUCGGUGUGAAUGAGAUUCAGAAUGUUUGUAAAUGUGUUAAGUGUCAGAUUUUGCGUUUGAAGGAUGACCUGUCGUGCUGUCAUGUAUUCCAGUUCUGUCAAACUAUGUCAGAUGUCAUGACAAUAUCGCGAUGCAUCAUGAGAUCUGUCAAACUAUAUCGGAUGUCGACAAUUCUAGCACAAUGAAAGAUCUGUCUCAUGUCGGAUCGCUGCCGUGCUGUUUUGUAUGAUAGAUCUGCUAUAAUAUGUGAAAUAUCCGUCCAGACUUACUAGCAUGAAUCGAGUUGACACUGGAUAUUCUGAAUAAAUGGACGACGCCAAAA
Amphibalanus amphitrite is the source of this 12186-nucleotide messenger RNA. RefSeq lists its product as uncharacterized. The record is from RefSeq and is a predicted model, not a curated record. The coding region runs from base 123 to 11270 and encodes 3715 amino acids. Lineage: Eukaryota; Metazoa; Arthropoda; Thecostraca; Balanomorpha; Balanidae. The transcript is spliced from 74 exons. Gene Ontology annotation, molecular function: calcium ion binding; Notch binding. Gene Ontology annotation, biological process: Notch signaling pathway.